Messenger RNA from Fusarium fujikuroi IMI 58289, 2067 nucleotides. RefSeq lists its product as uncharacterized. The transcript has 3 exons. The record is from RefSeq and is a predicted model, not a curated record. The coding region runs from base 1 to 2067 and encodes 688 amino acids. Lineage: Eukaryota; Fungi; Ascomycota; Sordariomycetes; Hypocreales; Nectriaceae.
AUGGGUCCCCAAGAGUUUGAACUCAGGUCGGUGGUUACACUCACCAAUGAUCCAGAUCGUGAGCCUCAUCGACCACGGCAGUCUUCGAGCUUAGCAAAAGAUAAGCAAGUCGUUCGCUACUACAAACGCUCGUUAUGGAUCUUUGGGUUCCAUCUCCUUAUUCUCGUCCUACCGUGGAUAUUCACUUGUGUUUUGAUGAUCAGGCCCAUCAACGAGGAAUCAUACUUCAACCAGGCGGGAUCAAUAACCCCCGGAGACGUAAAUAAUUGGCACAGAUCGCGUGUUGCUCUCAGGUCUCUCACUGCACUCUCAAGUGUUGUUGGACUCCCGAUAGUUUCUGGCCUCCUUGCCCAUGGAGCGGUCGUCUACACGCAGCGUCGAAGCCCAGCUCAGAAAUUGAGCGUCUUGCAGCUAUUUGCGCUGACAGAUAGAGAAUGGCUAGACCCGCGAUAUCUGGUUAAACCUCCAAGCAAGCUUCAAAUCACGGAACGGUCACUCUACCUUUGGCUGGCGACUUUCCUCAUCCUGAUCACCGCUAUCCAACCACCCAUACAAGCCACCCUAGUCCGAGACGAAGAGAUUAACGUUUUGACGUGCAAAGGGCAUCCCGCGGCGUACCGGGAUUGCGGUUCGGGAGCUUGCAAGUUUCCUUUCAAGGAUUUAAAUACUCAGAUCAUUGCGCGGGACGCGGAGCCCAUCGAUCUGAACUUCUGCCCACAAGACGUUGUCGUCAUGAAGACCAGCCAGAAGCUACUCGGCUCCACUAAUAGUGAUAUCCAAAUCAAUCUGUGGUCUGAUGAGGUUUCUCUUGGAGAGAGCCCAAAUUACUAUACGGACAACAGACGGACUUUCGACUGGUACUACCAGGAGUCGUCGUACGGUAAGGGCAAACGGCGAUAUUAUGCGUCUUCCGUCCCUAACGGCACCGCCACCGGAGUUUAUCGACAUCACGCAGCCAGGAUGGAUUCUACAGCAAAUUGUUACUUGACCAAAAGCUUUCCGAAACAGUGCAAGGGGGACAAGCCAUUCGCGCCAUCUUUCACAGAAGAGUGGCUGAAUGUCGAUAUUUGUGCUGAGGGAAGUCAUGACACUGUGGCUUGGAACAGAAGUCGAGACAAACAAGAGCACAACGAGACUUUGUGGUUGUCUAUGAAAUGGGGUAUUCCUGGAGGUCAAGACAGCUCCGGACAAUUUCGAAAUAAUGAUAGCUACGUCCUCAGAUGCGACAGUGUCUCAAGGAGAGGAUGGUUCCAGCUCCCGAACAACGCAAACGGCGGAAAGCCUGGGCCCUUUCGUGACGAGUGGCCUUCAUGGCGAGAACUCAAGUAUGAGUUCAACGAUUAUUAUAUCAAUAGCCCUCAGUGGGAUCAAACAUUUCCAGGUGACAGAUAUCCAGCAGCAGAAAUCCCGGACGAAGAACUGCAAAAGUAUCGCGGUAAACCGAGCAACACCUACCAAGGGCCCCCUGUGCCAGGUCCACUCAUGACCGUGGCUCUGGCUAUGUUUGGAAAUUCCUCUUUCUUUCAAGCAGCUAGGGUUGCUGAUCGUGACACUUACAAUCAGACCAUCGAAAAUAUCUGUGACAACUCGUUGUUUCCACUGCUUGGAAUGAUGCCGCGCGAGUACAACCUGGGCUGGUGCAGUCCAUCUGUGAGAAAUCGGAAGCAUAGUCUGAAAAUGCAGGAUUUGAUUUACUAUUAUUUCGAUGGCCUCAAGAAUGAAGAGGCCACUACACAAGCACUCGAAAAGGCCAUGCUCUUUGCAAACGAAGCCCUUCUCACCACAGCCGCCUCGCUAUUUGAGAAGCGCCCCAUCUUCUAUAGCCCGGGAACUGCAGUCAUAAAGCCCAAAAAGGAUUCAGCAGCGGUGAUAACUGUCACUGUACUGAUAUGUCUUCAAGUUAUGGGGCUUUUUGCGUUGAUGUGGUUCAUUCUACGUGCCCCUACAUGGACGGAGACUCUUGAUGCUGAUGCUUUGGCGCAUAUAGGAAGUCAGCUUAAGGAGUGGGGGGAGCCCAGACCGGAUAUGAGGCAGAUAAAUGGUAUUGUGGGAGUUGAUGAGAUGUGA